Molecule: messenger RNA, 1365 nt
Organism: Polychytrium aggregatum
Lineage: Eukaryota; Fungi; Chytridiomycota; Chytridiomycetes; Polychytriales
Exons: 5
Biological process (GO): outer dynein arm assembly
Cellular component (GO): cytoplasm
Molecular function (GO): protein binding
Source: RefSeq, a predicted model, not a curated record
GUCGAUCAAGAGCUCCUGCGAAAGCGAGCUGAGCACAAUGAUGGAGAGCUCUCGACUCUGAAGGAAGUUACGUUGCAUCAGUACGAUCUCGAGAAAAUAGAGAACCUUGACGUCUACUGCCGUCAUCUCGAACAGCUCUUUCUCCAAAACAACCAAAUUAUGAAAAUUGAAAACCUGGGCAAGCUCAAGGAGCUCAAGUACCUCAACUUGGCACUCAACAACAUCACCGUCCUGGAGAACCUGGAGGGCUGUGAAUCUCUCGAAAAGCUCGACUUGACCGUCAAUUUCAUCGAAGACCCUACAGAUGUGCUGUCGCUGCGAAGCAAUAUACACUUGAAGGAACUGUUCCUCAUAGGCAACCCCUGUGCUGAGAAAGAGGGAUAUCGGAGCUUUGUUGUUCACACACUUCCUCAGAUCAAGGCACUCGAUGGACGAGAGAUAGAAAAAACAGAGAGAAUCUUAGCCGCACAGGAAUACCAAAAGAUAUCGGAGAAGUACUUUGCGGAGAGAAACAAGCAUAAGUCCUCAGCCUCGAUCGAAGUAGCCACAGCUGUGGCUCCAGCACAUGCAGGCCUGUCCGAUGUGUCAGUGCCGAAAAGUACUUCCACGUCAUCGGAUUUGAACUCUCCUUCAAAUGUCGAAGGCGGAUCAACUAUAAGCGAAAACCAUAGGCAACGGAAGCUGGAAGAAUUCAAUACAAAACCCGUUCCUCAUAGUAUUCAGACAAGGCUGGAAGCUGCGCGCGAGGUUGCAGACAUGCGCGGAGACAAAGUCAGGACUGUCGAUACAAAGCCUCCAAAGCCAGCCAAGUCGCUCGUGGGCAAAGAUGGUCGCAUAUUGCAAACCAACGAAGGAAAAUGGCCCUUCAGCGUCGAGUACACUAAUGCCGCAGUGGUCGCCACAGUCCAAAUUUCAAAGUUUCUGGAUUCGAGUCUCAUUGGUAUCGAUGUUCAUCCCACACACAUAAAGCUCACCAUCAAGGGCAAGAUCCUACAGCUGGUGUUCGACGAGGAGGUACAGCCAAGUAAAGUGAGCUGCGAACGCAGUAUCGCCAGUGGCGAGCUUGUCGUGACCAUGUUGAAGGUAGCGAGCGUUGAUGACAUCAUCGAUGUCUCAAAGGAAAUCAAGCGCAAGAGCUCAGAGGCACAUCGCAAGCAGUUUCAGACCGCCACUUCCAAAACGGCGAUCAGGCGGGGUCGAUGUGAUCACCUAUUUAUGCCAGAAGAGGCAGUGGACUUUCGCAACUUGACUCGGCGAGAGAAAACCUCUGAACCACUCCUGGCACCACAUACCCAUACAGCUGUUAAAGCCUGUAGCCGUAGCGACAGUGAUGCCGAGGACGAUGGCGUCCCUCCUUUGUGCUAA